GAGUGCGUGAGCCUCCCUAGCUUGCUGGGGUCUGGAUUGCCCCGGCGAGGUGGCUAUGUGCUUACUCAACCGUCAAUGAACUAGUAAUUGGAUUGUUGUUGUGAUUGCUUGCAAUCAAAUCAGCCAUAAGAUUCUUGAUCUCGGUCGUGGAUCUGUGAGUGUCAGUGUGUGACCCUCCCUAGCUUGGUGAGAUCUGCGGAUUCCACCGGUGAGGGGAGUUAUGACGAAAUUUCCGCAUCUCGCUUCUACUGCAGGAACAAAGAGGCGCAGACCUAAGCUUCAUAAGACGGAAGAUGAGACCGAGGAUGACAACAAUAUUAAUAAAGAGAACAACGGUACCACUAACAAUGGUCAUGACACCAUUGUCUCCAAGAGACCAAAGAGAACAGCUGCCUGUUCUAAUUUCAAACAGAAGGCAGUUGACUUGUCUGAAGAAGAUAUGCUUGUCACAAUCAAGGAAAUUCGGAUUGAAGAGGAAACAGAGGCUGUUAGGUUGACAAAAACAGGGCCUGAAGAUAAGAAACCUCGCAGAAAACUCUGUGAUUUCAUCCUGCAUGAUGGAGAUGGUAAUCCGCAACCUUUUGAAAUGUCUCGAAGUGAUGGUAUCUCCAUAACAGCUGUUGUCAUGCCCUUUGACGCUGAUAUGAAAAAGCCCAGGGAAAAGGGAAUACGCUGUGAGAGAUUUGGGCCAAUCAAGGACUGGGCAAUUUCUGGCUAUAAAGAAAACACUGUGAUAAUUUGGCUCUCAACAGAACUAGCUGAUUAUGAAUGUGUGAAGCCAGCAAGUAGUUACCGGUCUUUUUUUGAUCUUUUCAGUCAGAAGGCCCAUAUCUGCGUUGAAGUUUACAGAAAGCUAGUCAGGUCAGUUGGCGGAAAUCCUUUGCUGGGUCUGGAAGAGUUGCUUGCUAGUGUUGUACGUUCCAUUAAUUCAGAGAGAAGUUUCAAUGGAACAGUGAGAAAGGACUUUGUAAUCUCAAUUGGUGAGUUUAUCCAUAACCAGCUUACUGCAUUGGACCAUACAGCAAACAACGAUGAUGAGAUACUGUCCACACUGCCUGCUCUUGUUGCCCUAAGAAAUGGAUGUAAAUCUAGGGUGGAAUUCAGCAGGUUGGCAGCUAUGACCUCAGAUGGAACUCUGACGAUCAAGGAUGGGCAGUGUAAGGAGGCGACUGAAAACGAGGAUGAAGAUGAGAAAUUAGCAAGACUGUUGCAGGAUGAGGAAGAGUGGAAGAUGAACAAGAAGCAGAGAGGCAAGCAUGAGAAUUCACAGAAAAAUGUCUAUAUCAAGAUUAGUGAAACAGAGAUCGCGAAUGACUACCCAAUGCCAGCAUACUAUAAACCAUCUAGCGUAGAAAUGGAUGAGUACAUGCUUGACAGCGAAGAUGCCAUGCUUGUGGAGGAACUGCCAACAAGAAUACUCAACAAUUGGGCUCUGUAUAAUUCAGAUGCCAGACUUAUCCCUUUGGAGCUCAUUCCUAUGAAGGCAGGUGCUGAAAAUGACAUAGUGAUCUUUGGGUCUGGUUUUAUGAGAGAAGAUGAUCAUAACUUCUGUUCAACAGCCGAGUCAACACAGUCAUCUUCUUCCUCAAGUAAAUCUGACCAGGAAGAUAAAGGGAUUGCAGUUUAUCUAAGUCCAAUCAAGGAAUGGGUUGUAGAAUUUGGUGGUGAAAUGAUCUGCAUAUUAAUUCGAACUGACAUAGCUUGGUACAAAUUACGCCAGCCAACAAAGCAGUAUGCGCCAUGGUGUGACACUGUCCUUAAAACAGCAAGGCUGGCUGUCAGUGUCAUCGCCCUUCUAAAAGAACAAACUCGCGCUUCCAAACUUGCUUUCGCUGAUGUUGUUAAGAGAGUAGCCGAAUUUGAGAAAGGGCACUGUGCAUUUAUUUCAACAAAUGCAGCGCUUGUUGAAAGAUAUGUUGUGGUGCAUGGACAGAUAAUUCUUCAGCAGUUUGCAAGUUAUCCAGAAAGGACUAUUCAACAAAGUGCCUUCAUCACUGGACUUCUUGCAAAGAUGGAAGAACGAAGGCACAUAAAACUAGCGAUGAAGAAAAAAAAUCAGGCAACAAGGGGAGAGAAUCUGAACCCAAGUGCAAAUAUGGGCCCAAUACUUAAAAGAAAACUUAUGCGUGCGACAACUACAGGGUUGAUCAGCAAGAUAUGGAGUGAUUACUAUGCAACUCAUUUCCCAGAGGAUUCCAAGGAGGGAGAUGAGAAUGAUGACCAGAAGGAAAUUGAGGAGGAACAGGAAGAGAAUGAAGAUGAUGAUGCUGAGGUGGAGGUUAAAGUUGACGAGGAAGCUGUUUUUAGGACCCCACCAUCAACGAGGUCUAAAAAGUCAUCAACAAAUGCUUGUAAAGAAAUUGAAUGGGAGGGCCAAACAGUUGGGAAAACACUCUCUGGAGAAGUUCUGUACAAAUGUGCUAGAGUUCGAGAUCUCAGUAUUGCUGUUGGUGGGGCAGUCACACUAGAAGAUGAUUCAGGAGAAACCAUCAUGUGUUUUGUUGAGUAUAUGCAUGAGAAACAUGAUGGUACACAAAUGAUCCAUGGAAGAAUUCUGCAAAAGGGUUCACACACUGUCCUUGGCAAUGCUGCAAAUGAACGAGAGGUUUUCUUUACUAAUGGUUGUUUGGAAUUCGAAACAAGUGACAUCAAGGAAUCAGUGUCCGUCAAUUUUCAGCAGGUUCCUUGGGGCCACAAGUGCAGAAAGGAGCAUUUAGAAGCUAUUAAGAUGGAGAGGGCCAAGGCAGAGGACAGGAAGAGGAAAGGUUUGCCUGUGGAGUAUAUCUGCAAAAGCUUAUACUGUCCUGAGAAAGGUGCCUUUUUCUCCCUCCCUUCUGAUAAACUGGGCACUGGAACUGGCCGCUGUAGUUCUUGUGAGGAGCGAGAAGCAGUUGGUGAUGAAUUCAAGAUAUUAUCAGAGACCAGCUUUGUCCUCAAGAAUGUUACAUACAGUGUUCAUGACUUUCUGUACAUCAGGCCUGAGUUUUUCUCUGAAGUCGAGGGUCAGGGGACCUACAAGGCUGGAAGAAAUGUAGGCCUGAAGCCUUAUGUGGUGUGUCACCUGCAGAGUAUCAAAGCUUCUGCUGGAUCGAAGAAAGCUAAUCCAGAAUCAACCAAAGUCAGUGUAAGAAGGUUAUACAGGCCAGAUGAUAUUUCAUCAGCUAAAGCUUACUCUUCAGACAUCAGAGAGGUUUACUACAGUGAAGAUGUAGUGAGUGUGCCAGUUGUGAUGAUAGAGGGGAAAUGUGAGGUUACAGCAAAGAACGACCUUCCAAACCCAAAUCUUCCAGUAGUGGUUGAUCAUGCCUUUUACUGUGAAUAUCUUUAUGACCCUAAGACUGGAGCUCUCAAGCAGCUACCGACCAAUGUUAAGCUCACGAUCCUGACAAGGAAGGCACAGGCUGUAAAAAAGAAUAAAGGAAAGCAGAUUUGUGACGUUUUGCAAGCUGAUUCUGACAAACAGAAGAAUGUGACACCAGAAAACUGUCUUGCAACCCUUGAUAUUUUUGCUGGCUGUGGAGGUUUGUCUGAAGGGUUGCAGCUAUCUGGCGCAUCACGUACAAAAUGGGCAAUUGAAUAUGAAGAACCUCCUGGGGAUGCAUUUGGUGAAAAUCAUCCAGAGGCAGUGGUAUUUGUGGAGAACUGCAAUGUGAUUCUGAAGUAUGCAGCCACCUUUCCCCCCUUUGGACGCACUAAACCUAUUAUUCCUGUAUCUCCCAACUCACAUGUGACCAUUUGCCUUUGCAGGGCAAUAAUGGACAAGUGUGGUGAUGUUGAUGAUUGCAUCUCAACUACCGAGGCUUCUGAACGGGCAGCUAAACUUUCAGAUGAAAAGAUUAAAAAUCUCCCUGUGCCAGGUGAAGUAGAGUUCAUCAAUGGUGGCCCUCCAUGCCAGGGGUUCUCUGGAAUGAACAGAUUCAACCAAAGUCCAUGGAGCAAAGUUCAGUGUGAGAUGAUUUUGGCAUUCCUGUCCUUUGCGGAGUAUUUCCGGCCUAGGUUAUUCCUUUUGGAAAAUGUUAGGAACUUUGUUUCAUUCAACAAAGGCCAGACCUUCAGACUGACACUAGCAUCACUGCUGGAGAUGGGAUACCAGGUUCGGUUUGGGAUUUUAGAGGCAGGUGCUUAUGGUGUUGCACAGUCCAGGAAAAGGGCAUUCAUCUGGGCUGCUGCACCUGGGGAGACCCUUCCUGAUUGGCCUGAACCGAUGCACGUCUUCUCCAGCCCUGAGCUGAAAAUCAAUCUACCAGAAGGGAAAUACUAUGCCGCUGCUAAGAGCACUGCUGGAGGGGCUCCUUUCCGCUCUAUAACAGUCAGGGAUACAAUUGGUGAUCUGCCGCCGGUGGAGAAUGGUGCCAGCAAACCAACAAUACCGUAUGCAAGUGAGCCUGUCUCCUGGUUCCAGAAGAAGAUUCGAGGUGAUGCAUCUUCGCUGAGUGAUCACAUAGCUAAAGAAAUGAAUGAGCUCAAUCUCAUAAGGUGCAAGCACAUCCCGAAGCGCCCUGGCUGUGACUGGCAUGACCUCCCAGAUGAGAAGGUGAAGCUAUCGACAGGGCAAACGGUGGAGUUGAUCCCUUGGUGCUUGCCGAACACGGCCAAGAGGCACAACCAGUGGAAAGGCUUGUACGGGAGGUUGGAUUGGGAGGGCAACUUCCCCACAUCUGUGACAGAUCCCCAGCCAAUGGGCAAGGUCGGCAUGUGCUUCCACCCUGAUCAGGACAGGAUCAUCACUGUUCGUGAGUGCGCCCGAUCCCAGGGCUUCCCUGAUGGAUACCAUUUCGCUGGCAACAUCCAGAGCAAGCACCGGCAGAUCGGGAACGCUGUGCCGCCUCCCCUCUCCUACAUGCUAGGGAGGAAGCUCAAGCAAGCCAUCGACGGCAAGCCUCGACUGGCUUAAGUUCACUGCAUGAUACAAGGCUCGUCAUUUUUUGGUUGGUCCCAGUGGGACUUAAUUUAUCAUUGGCCCCUAUAUGUAUGUUCUGGGAGUAAUUGACUCUGAAGCUAUUACAGGCUGGCCGCCUGAGCUGCCUUUUGUGUAUCUGAUGUGCUCUUCGUAAGAGGAGGAUUAAAAGCAUCAGAUGCUAUUGGAUGGAUGGAUGACGUUUAUAGAGGGAACAGACUCUUAGCACCGGGGGCGUAAUCUUUUUGUAAACAACUGUGAUGCCAAUUUUCCGUUCCUGCAACUUUGCAAGUGUCUUCCAAAGUUGUGAAGGGAAAAUAUAGCAUCAAUCUUACCUUUCGUAUUGGCCACCUGAAUGAAACCAACUCUUGAGCUC
This is a messenger RNA of Triticum dicoccoides, 5273 nucleotides long. RefSeq names its product DNA (cytosine-5)-methyltransferase 1A-like. Gene Ontology annotation, cellular component: nucleus. The record is from RefSeq and is a predicted model, not a curated record. The coding region runs from base 221 to 4894 and encodes 1557 amino acids. The transcript has 13 exons. Gene Ontology annotation, biological process: DNA methylation-dependent constitutive heterochromatin formation; negative regulation of gene expression via chromosomal CpG island methylation. Gene Ontology annotation, molecular function: DNA binding; DNA (cytosine-5-)-methyltransferase activity; chromatin binding. NCBI's taxonomy places the organism in Eukaryota, Viridiplantae, Streptophyta, Magnoliopsida, Poales, Poaceae.